CAAAGGUUAACAGUGAAUUGAACACAUGGAAAACCUUUUGACAUUAUCGACAUUACGUUUAGAGAGUAUUUCUGCAAAGCUUCAUACGGCUCUUCAAAACAAAGACCGACCAUCGGUUAUCAGUUUUCUUGCAUCGCUCUUUCAAAACCUUGGAUUUCCGAAUGAUGAUGUGUUUAGUGUUUUGGCGUUUGGGGAGAAACCAACUGUCGUGGAAUUAACCGAUAGACAAGAUGUUAUCGUGCAUAUUGCUGCUCAGAUUUAUCUUGACGCUGGGUUGACGCUUCAAGAAUUAGAAAAUACCGUUCCGUCUCAAGCGAUCCCUUACAUUCUCCUUGCCCUCAUAACGAAUGAAAGGGCCGUAACGGAUACCACGCACAACCCAUUCAUCCUCAUCAGUCGAUACCUAAUCCGAACCAUCACCCAAACCAACACAGAACCAAAUGACCGAAUCAUCCCACACACAAACCUACUCAAAACUUUUUUGGAUGAAUCUCGAGAUACGACUGUGAUUUGUCAAUUAUCGUCUGAAUUGGGGGAAUAUUGUUUUUGUAUUGAUGAGUUUGGGGAGGCUAGGCGGUUUUUGGGACGGGCUUUGGAUGCUUUUGGAUCAUCUAAUGAUUCAUUAUUCUGUACGGUUGAUCGGAAACGACUCGAAGAUUUGAUUAGGGGGUGUACUUCUGUUAUUGAGCGCAAGAUUAGUUUACCUCAAGAUGCAUUGGUAACGUCCAUGGAAGAUACAAAUGAAGAAAAGAUAUCAAGUGCAAUACAAAAGACGAGACCCUUUCAGCUAUUUCAUAAUGAUCCAAAUCUACGCGUUUACUUUGCGCUCCUAACCCAAAUAACGGAAGACGAUGUAGACCUCUUGCGAUCCGUACGAAUGGAUAUAGCACCCCAACGACAAGUAACACUCUUACUAACCCAUCUCAAAACCGUAUACGAAAAGAACGACAUCCACCUUGCCGAAAAACUCUUGGGUCACAUCCUCGAACUCGCUUCAACUUUUUCUCUUGAUACCAUUCAAUUGACAUCUGUAGCAGAGAUGGGACAGUUGUUGCAACUGGAGCGGGGUGAGAAGACUCCUGUUGUUGUUGCGGCGGUUUUGGAGCAGGUUUAUAUGCAAUUGAGGUCGAGUCAGGUCUUACCACGGACAGACUUUAUGAAACGAAUCUUUGCCUUGUUAUUACGAGGACGAUAUGAGCAUACCAGUGUCCUAUUACAAGAUUUUGCUGCACGGUUAUUGAACAUGUUGCAACAAGGGGCCAUUACCGAUGUUGAGCAAGGUGGAAUGUUGUGUUGUUUAUCUCAAAUGGUUUCUCAAUGUUUCCAAAUCAUGGAUGCCAUGGCGCUUGGACAAGACAGUACCGUCUACGACGACAUUCCGCUCCUUGACCGCAUCACUAAAGUCCCACAUCUCAUUGAACAGCUCAAAGAAACAGGAUACGUCCUAGCAGCUGCUGUUGGUGACCAGAAUAUCUCUACGGCGCGCAUUCAUUUCGUGGAUGUGUUAAAAAAGAGUGGGGAUAUCCGGCUUUUAUGGGGUGUUGGUGGACUUGUUGCUGGUGUUGUGAAUGGAUUGUUGGGGAAUGCCAAGAUCCAUGUUGGGCAUUUUGGGGCAUUUGCUUAUAUAACAGAUUCCGAAGCUACCCAUGAUCCUCGUUUUGUAGACAUUCUCCCACGCCUCAAGACACCUACACCCAGUUCAUCCCACCUUCUUCGACCGGAACUGGUACCCAACAUUCUUGAAUUCCUGAAAGGCGUGUAUAUGACGAUACGACAUAUGGAUCCUUUUGAUGAGCGUGUGGUGGGUGCACUUGGGGAUGUGUAUUUUGCUUGUGGAGCGGUGCGGGAGGCGUUUUGUUUGUAUGUGAUGGGACUUGAAUGUUCUUCUCGAGGGUUUACGAAUAUCCCACAAAUCCAAUGGUACCACCUCCCAAGACUUGUUCAAUGCGCCGAACAAUCCAACGAAUACCUUGUUGCAACCGUUUUCUGCCAAUUAUACCCCACCCUUGCUAUUCAGCGCACGCUGGGGUUAUUAACUAAAGCCUUAUCAGUGCGUCCACAACAGUGGAUUGUGGAGGAUAAAGGCCCUGUAGAGGGUGUUGUGUCUGUGUUUUGGGAUGUGGUGGUAUUGGAGUUUGCUAUAGCGUACUUUAAAUCAAGAAACGAAUCAACGACUGUCGAUUUACUCCUUCGUGUCAUGUCUCGCCCGGAACUCGCACCGUCUGCUGAAGCAACCACCCGUCAAGCAUAUAUACAUUACGUUCUUGAACCGUUCUUAAAGGCGUUGGUCAAGUCUUGUCAGCGUGUUUUGGAUUGUAUGUUACGGGAGUGAAUCUAUAUUUGUAUACCAUUCCA
Messenger RNA from Spizellomyces punctatus DAOM BR117, 2355 nucleotides. RefSeq lists its product as uncharacterized. The record is from RefSeq and is a predicted model, not a curated record. Gene Ontology annotation, biological process: snRNA 3'-end processing. NCBI's taxonomy places the organism in Eukaryota, Fungi, Chytridiomycota, Chytridiomycetes, Spizellomycetales, Spizellomycetaceae. The transcript has 22 exons. The coding region runs from base 26 to 2332 and encodes 768 amino acids. Gene Ontology annotation, cellular component: integrator complex.